Messenger RNA from Pleuronectes platessa (European plaice), 3189 nucleotides. It is a transcript of the gene slc29a3, whose product is annotated as solute carrier family 29 member 3. Gene Ontology annotation, cellular component: Golgi apparatus; plasma membrane. Gene Ontology annotation, biological process: nucleoside transmembrane transport. The transcript is spliced from 7 exons. Lineage: Eukaryota; Metazoa; Chordata; Actinopteri; Pleuronectiformes; Pleuronectidae. The record is from RefSeq and is a predicted model, not a curated record. Gene Ontology annotation, molecular function: nucleoside transmembrane transporter activity. Bases 363 to 1787 code for a protein of 474 amino acids.
GGAAGUGUCACUGUUGUUACUAUCGGAGCUGGAGCGUCAGCUGACCAUAAAAUAGAGUCAGGUCGUGAAAUGGAUUUAAAUGUCAGAGUAAGUCUUCACGAAAAGACACAAACAACAGACAGGUCCCCCCCAACACACAGCGUCGCAGGAUCUGAACAUCUGGACUGAUCUCUACCAGCUACGGGUUGGAAGUAUUUCCAGACGAUGGCUUCAGAACAACCACUGUCUGCUCUGGACAAGCACAAGUAAACGUCUCUGUUUAACACCUCCUGUCUUGUCUCCUGUUCUUGACACUACCUCAAAAUUCCCUGUUCUCUCUCAUCUUUACUUUCCAAAUCUCCUGUAUCAUUCUAUCUGUAAAAAUGGACGCCCCAGAGCCGGUGCAGCCCAGUCUCAACUCCUCCUAUGUUCCGACUGCUCUCGGCAACCACGACACAUCUGAGGACGAGGACAACGAGGACCUGAGUCCCUCUGCGUCCCUCCUGCCCAAGCCUUCGUCAGUGCCUCUGGCCGUGCGCUACAGUCCGGAGGACUCCUAUUGUCUUGUGUACAUAAUCUUCUUUCUGAUGGGUAUCGGCUCCCUGCUGCCCUGGAACUUCUUCAUAACAGCCAAACACUACUGGCUCUACAAACUGAGUAACAACACUAAUCCCAGCAGCAGUGAGGAUCAACGUUCACAUCUCAGUGACUACUUUGAAAGUUAUCUGGUCAUUGCCUCCACGGUUCCUUCUGUGCUGUCCCUGGUACUCAACUACAUCCUAGUUAACAGGUUGUCUUCGAAUGUCCGGAUCCUGGCGUCUCUCUUUGUGAUCCUGGUGGUGUUUGCGGUGACCACGGUGCUGGUGAAGGUGGACGUGUCAGACAGCAGGGUGGAGUUCUUUGUCGGGACUCUAGUCAGCGUGGCUGUCGUCAGUGGGGCCUCCAACCUCUUCUCUGGCAGCGUGUUUGGCAUCAGUGGACAUUUCCCCAUGAGGAUCUCUCAGGCUCUUAUAUCAGGCCAGGCUAUGGGCGGCACGCUGAGUGCAGUAGCAUCAGUAAUGGACCUGGCGCUCACGAAUGACGUGACAGACAGCGCUCUGGCCUAUUUCCUGACGGCUGACUUCUUCAUUCUGCUCUGUAUCAUCACAUAUCUGCUGCUGCCAAAACUGGCAUAUUCAAGACACUACAUGCUGGCAGCAACAUGCACCAGCGCAGGCGUGAUGACAGAAGAUGGAAGUGACGGCACGGUCAGCAGAGUCUCUACCCCCCCACUGCGUCCCAUCCUGAGGAAGACGUGGGUGCUGGGCUUCAGUGUCUUCUGUGUCUUCUGCAUCUCUAUAACGGUGUUCCCUGCAGUAUCCUCAGGGAUCCAGUCUGUCAACAAGGACAGCGGCAGCCCCUGGACAACCACUUACUUUGUGCCCCUCACCAGCUUCCUCCUGUACAAUCUAGCAGACUUCUGCGGCAGGCAGGCCACCGCCUGGCUGCAGGUCCCAGGCCCCACCAGCCGAGUCCUGCCGGUGCUGGUGCUAUGUCGCACCAUCAUGGUCCCACUUCUCAUAUUCUGUAACUACCAGCCAAGGGACCACAUUCACACAGUGCUAUUCAGACAUGAUGCUUUCCCUGUGCUGUUUAAUUGCAUGUUAGGCCUCUCCAAUGGCUACUUAGGCACUCUACCAAUGAUCUAUGGACCCAAGGUGGUCCCUCGGGAGCUGGCAGAGGCCACAGGAGUAGUCAUGUCCUUCUUCCUCACUCUGGGACUGGCGGUUGGAUCUGCAUUCUCCGUGCUCAUCGUGCACUCCAUCUGAUCAGGCUGUGAGGCAAUAGCCCUGUCAUGUGCAGCGGUAUAAUGGAGCACGACGGAUGAGGUAGAUGGCCCAGUGCUGAUGAAACACCAGGGCUUCAACGCAAAGCACACCAGUACAGACUGGUGUAUUAUGAGGAAACACUGACAUGCUUCUCAUUGUCCCUCUUGUCUAAAAAGCCUUAACUCCUUCAUACCUCAUUAAAAGUACUGAGUUUACACUGAUGUGGCUCAUUAUGAACCAGAGGGGCCAAGCAUAUUAUCUGUACAUAUCUGAAUGAGGAAAUGGGUCCUAAAGCGAGAGUUGCAAUUUAUGCAGUCCAUAAGGGACAAUUCAUUAAACAGUUUGUCAUUUCAUAUUGGAAAUGCAUGUUGUACAGAUAUCUCAAGGUGAUACAGAUUUUGUGAAAGGGGUGUUCAACUUAAAUUAACAAACUUGCCAGUGGUAAGAAAACACCACAUCUUUCUGAGGGACAGAGGUGGGAAAAUGUGUCCAAGUGUGCUCAAUGAACCGGAUGUUGAUUUGUCUGUAACUGAACUGAACUUGAUCACACAUGAUAAACUGAACAUUUCCAAUAACUUGUGGAUUUACUUUAUCAUGCAUUAUAAACCGACAAAAUUCCAACAACUUGUGGAUUUCAGUUAUUUUAAUUGACUCAAUUGAUCACUUGCACUCCAAGUUAAAAGGGUAUUUUGUACCUUGGGCUAAAAGUAGCACUUAAACUGGUGCUUUUAUCAAAAACGACACGUCAUUCUCCUGUAGUGGAAUGGAGGAAAUCAAAUGACCCCCGGACACUAGUUGUCUGUAAUCUUUAGAAAAAGUCAGCUGUUACAUUUGCAGUCAUGGAGCCCCUUGUUAGUAUGAGUUGUUUAGUCCAGUAUCGACCAUGGUGUUGUGACCUGACUGAAGAAAUAAUUAAGCAGAUUGAUUCAUUUUAACAAUACAAGACUUAUUCAGUUUACAGUAAAGGAAAUGAGACUGAAGUGUAUUGGGAUCAUUUUAAUUGUUAAAAAUGUACAGAUUUAAUGGACAGUUUGCUCAGAAUUUGAAGCAGAAAAAUCAAAUUUGAGAUGCUUUUUGCAUUAAUGCAUUUUUGUCUGCAAAUAGAAAUUUAUUUCAAAGAUCAGACUUCCUACUAAAAGUUAUGCCCGUUAUUAACACACUGAGCCAUCUCUCCAUGAGGGGUUUCACCAGGGAAAAGGAUAAGAAAACAGCUGGGGGGGGGUCUGAAGACACAGCAGGACAGCUGAUGCGUAGCCAACAACUUUAAUUUGUGUUCUCACACACAAACACACACACACAAAGACACAACUUUCAACAAGCAAUGUAGGGAAAUAUAACAACUAAAUGUGCUCAGACGCUUGAGCUGCAGGCCACUAUAGACAAAUCACUCCCUCCCCAUCCC